This is a messenger RNA of Hyaena hyaena (striped hyena), 1699 nucleotides long. It is a transcript of the gene GPATCH4, whose product is annotated as G-patch domain containing 4. The record is from RefSeq and is a predicted model, not a curated record. NCBI's taxonomy places the organism in Eukaryota, Metazoa, Chordata, Mammalia, Carnivora, Hyaenidae. Gene Ontology annotation, cellular component: nucleolus. Gene Ontology annotation, molecular function: nucleic acid binding. The coding region runs from base 120 to 1301 and encodes 393 amino acids. The transcript is spliced from 8 exons. Gene Ontology annotation, biological process: regulation of ribosome biogenesis.
GAUGGCGGCGCACUAGCCGGAGGCGGCACAUGUUCCUGCGGAGUGGCCCCGCGGUGACGGGAUGAGAAUGAUGUCGACUGCUCUGGUGAGGGCCUGAACUUGGUGCCCCUCCUCUCACCAUGAGGGUCACACCGGAGAUCAAGAGCCGCGGGAUGAAGUUUGCUGAGGAACAGCUGCUGAAGCACGGAUGGACCCAAGGCAAAGGUCUGGGCCGGAAGGAGAAUGGCAUCACCCAGGCCCUCAGGGUGACGCUGAAGCAGGACACUCAUGGGGUGGGACACGACCCUGCCAAGGAGUUCACAGACCACUGGUGGGCCGAGCUCUUCAACAAGACUGCAUCCAGCUUGGUGGUGGAAACUGGGCAGGAUGGAGUCCGGAUAAGGCGUCUUUCUAAGGAGACGCUCCGACAUGAUGGUCCCAAGCCCAGCUUGCUGUAUCAGAAGUUUGUGAAGACGGCCACGCUGACGUCAAGCGGGGAGCAGCCAAACGAGGACUUGGAGAGGCGCAGUGGAGGCGACAGCCAGGGGCCCAAGCCUCCAGAGAUCCUGACCGAUGAGAUGCUGCUCCAGGCCUGCGAGGGGCGGACGGCACACAAGGCUGCUCGGCUUGGGAUCACCAUGAAGGCCAAGCUUGCUCGGCUGGAGGCCCAGGAGCAGGCCUUCUUGGCUCAGCUCAAAGGCGGGGACCCCGGGGCCCCUCAACUACAGCCCGAGAGCAAGCCCCACAAGAAGAAGAAAAAGAAAAGGAAGCAGGAAGAGCAGGAAGAAGCGGCAGCAGCUGACGGGAAAGCCGGAGAGAGGUGCCCAGAGGACCCAGGCCGGCGCCUCGGGAGAGGCAGGAAGAAGAAAAGGCAGCAGGAAGCGGCUGCAGAGGAGAGGGAAGGCACAGCUGUCGGGAGCGGGGACGGAGAGGCCGCGGGGGCAAGGGGGCCUGGAGAGCGGGGGCGCGGGGAGCACACUGAUGGGCCCCCCAGAAAAAGGGAGAAGCGGCGGCACCGUGCAGAGAAGGAGGGGGUCUCUGGCGGGGCGGGAGGCGGCUGGGAGGCUGCGGAGCCGCACAGUAGACGCAGGCGGAGGCGGCGGCUGCAGGAGGAAGACCUGAGCGCGGAGGCUGCAGCGGCGGGGGGCGCCCGGGAAGCAGCAGGCAGGGCGCACGGGGACAGGAGAAGCCAGGAGAAAAGGCAGCGGCACCAGGAGGAAGAGGAGGAGGGGGGCUCGGGCAGCAGGGGUAAGAAGACGAAGCAGGGAAGAGCCGGAGUCAGCCCCGACGAGAGAACAAGAAAGAAGAAACAGAAGGACUGAAGGCCGGUCCAGGGGGCUCUGCGGAUUCCUUGUCCGCAUCUGGAGCCUCAGACCCAGGUGGGCACAGGCCUCCUGCGGCCUCUCUGGGACGAGUCCUCCCAAGGAGGAAGCUGGAGUGGAGCGCCUCCACAGCCUCUAACCUGGAGCUGGUGACCUCGGGCACCGCGGGGUGCAGUGCUGGGGACAGGAAGGCGGAAGCCCGCUGGGGGGUCACCCUGGCCAGAGGCAGCUGCCAGCGCAGGGGCGGCCGGAAGGGGAGCCAGCCCACAGCUCACCCGCCUGGGCCCUGGGAGACACGGUUAGACCUGAGCUUGGGCUCUGGGCCCCGGUGGAGGCGCCACCUGGCCUCCCUGUGCCCGGCCUGAGCAUCCUGAAUACAAAUUAGUCUCCUCGGGGGC